AUGACGGUUGCUGUGCAGAUUCACUGUGAGGCCCAGACGAGCGGGGCAAAAUCUUCGCGUCACUACCGGCGCUUUGUUAUUCUAUUCGUCACCUUCUUUUUCUUGUCGUUUUUGCAUGCUGGUUUCGUCAGCUACAAUUGCGGCAUCGUGGCCAUGAAGGAUUUGUUGACAAGUCCACUCUAUGAUGAGGACACUUUUCACAUCAAUCGAUCAAUUAUUAUCUGGAACGCUGACCACCUAUCCCUCGAAGAUCGCCGCUUCGACUUUUCGGCCGGCGAGAUUGGAUGGUCCUUCGCUGCUGGUUUCGCCGGGGCGAUGUUCGGCGUUCCACUCCUUGGUUGGGUGGCUCCUCGCCUCGGGAUCCAUCUAUUAAUGUCUGGAAUGGGGCUGAUGGUGGCUGUCGCUUGUUUCAUCCAUCCACUCAUCGUAUCAUGGUCAUUUCCGGUGUUCGUCGUACUACGUUUCAUAAUCGGUACCGUCCUGGCCGUCCUCUUCGCCACCGCUGGAGAUGUCAUCGCAAAAUGGGCUCCUCUAGACGAGCGUGGAAUUUGGGUAGCGAUAUUGACCGGACAUCUCGAGUUCUCCCCACUCUUCGCGAUGCCCUUUGGUGGAUUAAUGGGUGCUGGAGUCUCCUGGCCGGCCAUCUACUAUUCCCACGGCGGGCUGGCGUUGAUUGUCACGAUUUUGUGGAUUGUGCUUCAUAAAAAUGAUCCCCGUAAAGUUAAAUGGUUGAAGCAGGGCGAGUUGGAUCAGAUUUUGGAAGGAAAGGAGGAGAUGCUCGUUAAGAAGGCCAAGAGAAGGGCCAUCUCCACCCUAAAACUCCUGAAAUCUCCAGUAAUUCUUGGCACAUGGGCCGCUUGUUUCGGUUAUUACUUUGCUGUUCAAUUCGCCAUUACAUUCUCGUUGAUCUAUUAUUCUCAAGCUUUGCAUUUUCCACUAUCAACUUGUGGACUGGUCGUCAUGAUUCCGUUGCUGUUAUUGCUACUUAUCAAAGUGGCCACCGGUCAACUUUCCGACACGCUCCACUCAAUACGGGAAGUUACCCGGAUGAGGAUAUUCAAUUCUAUUGCCCUAUUCGGCUCGGCGAUUUCCUUUAUUCUUGCCUCAUUUUGGGAGCCGAAUGGUAGCUGGCUGGAUGUAGCGGUUGUAGUACUCCCCGUCUGUAUCCUCGGCUGCCACAGUGGUGGAUACCCCAAAUGCAUGGUCGUGGUCGCAAAACAACAUUCCCCGGCCGUUUUCGCCUAUAUGCAGUUAUUAGGAUGUGCUGCCCUUGUUAUCGGUUCCUUCCUGGUACCCUCCCUAACUCCCACCGGUUCCCACACCGAAUGGGCCCUCGUUUUCCGAAUUUACGCUGCCGUGCUGGUUAUUUGUAACUUGAUCUUUUGCUGGUUGGCUUCGGACGAGCCAUGCGCCUGGACAAAAGCUGAGUCAAAACCCGCUGAAAUUGCUGCCGAAGAGCCGAGUAGUCAAGCUUCCCAAACCGGGUCUACGGCAGAA
Mesorhabditis spiculigera is the source of this 1497-nucleotide messenger RNA. Lineage: Eukaryota; Metazoa; Nematoda; Chromadorea; Rhabditida; Rhabditidae. The record is from the annotation of a GenBank genome assembly.